Molecule: messenger RNA, 5287 nt
Organism: Hylaeus anthracinus
Lineage: Eukaryota; Metazoa; Arthropoda; Insecta; Hymenoptera; Colletidae
Gene: stc
Product: protein shuttle craft
Exons: 9
Coding region: 1340-5194 (1284 amino acids)
Biological process (GO): negative regulation of transcription by RNA polymerase II
Cellular component (GO): nucleus
Molecular function (GO): DNA-binding transcription factor activity, RNA polymerase II-specific; zinc ion binding; RNA polymerase II transcription regulatory region sequence-specific DNA binding
Source: RefSeq, a predicted model, not a curated record
GUACGUAAUUUCAAGUAGCUAGAGUAAACGAUGAAUUUUUGUAUUUUUUGUAUUUGUUACAAUUCUAGAAUCACAUUCUUCAAAAAUAUCGUGCUAAACAUCGACAUUGGAGAUACUAAACACACUUUAUUUGUCCCAGUAUUGACUUCUCGUAUCGUAAUACAUCGGCAAUUUGUACAUUCGACAAUUUUUAACGUUUUUAUUUCAUUUUUGUCAUUGUAUUCGUGCUUAAGUAAAGCAAUAACUAUAAAUUAAAUGUCAUUUUACUUCAUUUAACAUUAACACACGAACAGAGACAAGUAAAAUUUUUAUUUAAAUAAAAAUGUUAUAUAUCGAAUAAAAAAUAGUAAAUUUGUAUCUAUUAUUCGUCGUAUAAAAAUGAUUCAAGUUAUCUUUAUUCUACAAAUAACGAAUAAAUACAUUUAUUCGACGAAUGGUCUAUCAUCCGCUUCGAUUUAGUCGAAGUUUUUAUAGAGCUUUCGAAUAAAUUCCUCUGUUUCUCUUCCUUUCUUUUUCUAUGCCUAAGUACCUAGACGAUCACUAAAAGUGAGUGUCUGUAAGUGCCAUCUAUAUUCGAUGUAUAAAAGAUUAAUCAUUUUUCCUUGCACACCACCACCUUACGUUUGGUAUCCAUCGGUAUCCAUCAAGAUAUCAAAGAUAUCUCUACCAAUCUCUUCGUGAAUACGAUUAAUGUUUAAUAUAUUACUCUGUCCGUUGCACGUUGUGUAUUGGAAAAUGAAUAAUAUUUUUUACUUGAUUUUAAGUGUUACUUUUACUGAAGUUUCAAACAAUUGUUUGAGUUUUUAAUUUCGAUGAAAUUUUCAUUACUCAAGACACUUGAGUUCGAACUUCGAAAUCACUUUACGAAAACCUGCGAAAGUCUCGUGUGGUGUGACGACCUCGUGGACUUCUUAUCUACAUAUUUACGUUAUUUACAUCUUGUUACAUCCUAGAUUCGUAACAAGUGUGAAUUGGUUCGUGUUAUCGUUGAUAUUUUUUUAUCAGUGGACAUCAAUUAAAAGUUACGACUGAAAAAUUCUUGGUGCAAUUUUUCAUUCAUUGUGCAACACUACCAACACUAGUUUCAUUCUUGCGUUAUCUCCUGUGCAGUUUACAUUUUCAGUUCCUCGUACACUUUAGUUACAGAACGAUUUUUGGAAGCAUAUGCUACAAAAGACGACUGUUAGUUAAAAUAACGAAUAUAUCGAAGAGAAGCAAGUUAACCAUAUUUUUGGUGUAUUAGACGGGUAAAGAGUUACUACAUAAUAGAAGUGUGUUUUUGUUCGCGACGUAUACGUGGAAAAUAAUACUCAAAGUUACGUGGUAAGUUGAUGAAAUUAUGGCCACAUGGGAUGGUUCUUACUCUGGACCUGAUGAUCAAAAUUACUACUUGUACUCUGAUCAAAACGCUGCCGGUCCUGCAACAGGAAACUGGACGUUUCUUUCUGACAAUUUAAGUAACGAUUAUUUACAAACUAAUCGUGAAUUCUAUAUACAAAACGAUUCUGUGUUUGAGCAAAAUUGUUCAAAUACUUUCUAUCGUCCGAAUACAAAUUUUGUGCCAAAUCUGUCAUCUACAACUAAUAAUUAUCAAGAACAUUCAACAAACGCCAUAAAUAAUUCUCAAAUUUCGAAUAAUUUCGAAUAUUUGUCAACGGUUGUUAAGCCUGAACAAUGUUUCGUACCUUCCGAUUGUUGGAGCAAUAAUUAUAAUUUCAAAACAACUAAAAGUAAAAGGAAUUUUGCGAAAGGAAUUAAAGAAACUACGUCUAAUCUAACACACCAGUCAAAUUUACAUGCUACAGCAGAAGAGUUUAUACCGAAUCACUUUAAACCAGAUGAUGGGAAUGUUCCUUGUUCUAUUAUUGAUGCAAAUUCUUAUAUCAAGGAUACAAAACUUGCUCUUAGAACAUCAGAUAAACAUUCCGUUGGUGAUAUAAAUAAGUAUGAAAGAAAGUAUGAUAAUAAAAGAAAUGGAAAUUAUAGACCCAAAGAAGGACAAGAUCAGUUUUACAAAAGGAAUGCAUAUAAAAAUUCUUAUCAACAACAAGGUAGGAUUUCUCAUAAAUUUCAAGGUAAUAAAUAUUUUACCAAUAAACAUUAUUCGGACAAAUCGCAAAUAGGUGUAAAAGACAUUGGGGCAAAUUUGCCAGGUAGAAGUACGAUAAAUGGUAUUAGCAAUAAUAAAGAAGCUUUUCCAGAAAAUUUAGAUGAGGAAGAACCUUCUUCAAGUAUGGAUAUAAAUUUACAUAGAAAUAAAAAACUAUUUCACGAGGACAUUAAUAAAGGAAAUGUUGUUACCAAAGGUGACAAUGCUCAACCAAAUGGAACAAAACAGACUAAUAAUAGAGCUAAGGAAUCUACCUAUUAUAAUUCUGGUCCAAUACAAUCGCAAAGUCACCAUAGGAAUACUAGGAAAUAUCCAUACAAUAUUAAACACAAUAGAGAGGAGCAUACUUACAAAGAUAAGAGACAUAAUUAUCUGGGGCAUAACAUGAUCUGGGAAAACUGUAACAAAGAAGAUAAAUCUGGAGUAAAGGAAGAUGAAUACGAGUUUAGACAAUCUUCCAAUGAGGAAACUAGAAAUGGAAUAAAGGAAAUCAAAGAAAAAGGAUAUAAUUAUCAAGGAUAUACUGGAUUUAAGGAAUACCCCAAAGGAGAAAAAGCAGAAGUGUUCAGAGAGAAAGAUAGGAGUAAGAGUUAUACAUUUGAAAAUAAAGAAAAGGGAAAUGAAAAUUGGCGAACUAAAAGGGAAAUUAAUGAAAAGAAUGGUAUGCAAAGACGAGGACAGAAUAAAAAGUCUCCAGUUGAUGACGACGCGAGUCAAAGAGAGAGAUUGACGGAUCAACUAAAUAAGGGACAACUGGAAUGCUUAGUGUGUUGUGAAUAUACGAAACAAAAUGAUUAUAUUUGGUCUUGUUCUAACUGCUAUCAUGUUUUACAUUUGAAAUGUAUUAAAAAAUGGGCAAAAUCAUCCCAAGCAGAAAAUGGCUGGAGGUGUCCAGCGUGUCAAAAUGUAAGCCUAACGAUACCCGAAGAAUAUAUUUGCUUUUGCGGCAAGACGAAAAUACCCGAAUGGAAUCGUAGAGAUGCCGCGCAUUCUUGCGGCGAAGUUUGCGGUAGAAUAUUAUCGAAAAAUAGUUGUCCUCAUAAGUGCACUCUUCUCUGUCACCCAGGCUCUUGUCCACAGUGCAUAGCGAUGGUAACAAGAUGCUGUGGCUGUGGUAAAACAUCGCAAACGGUACAGUGCAGCACGCAUAAGUUAUUGUUGUGCGAUUCUAUAUGUGGGAAAGAUUUAAAUUGCAGUAGGCACAAAUGCGAAAGAAAGUGUCAUCACGGAGAAUGCGUAAACUGUGAUAAGAUGAUCGAACAAAAAUGUCACUGCGGUAAAAAUAAGAGGGAAAUAACAUGCCAGAAGGAUGUGUCUCUCGUGUACUCUUGCGAAACUGUUUGCGGUAAAUUAUUAGAGUGCGGUAAUCAUACGUGUACAAAGUUAUGUCACGCAGAUGCUUGCGAAUCUUGUUCUUUAACCCCAGAAAAGAUUACAACUUGUUGUUGUGGACAAACGCCGUUAACAGAAAAAAGACAAUCGUGUUUAGAUCCAAUUCCAGUUUGUGAUAAAAUUUGUUCGAAAAAUCUAAAAUGUGGUCAGCCUAAUAAUCCUCACACGUGUAAAGCAAAAUGUCAUCAAGGAGAUUGUCCUGUUUGCGAUUUGACUACCGAUGUGAAAUGCCGUUGCGGAAAUAUGGACAGAGAGUUAGCUUGUAAAGAUUUAAUAUCGAAAGCUGAUGAUGCUCGAUGCGAAAAAAGAUGCACAAAAAGAAGAUCUUGCGGCAAGCAUAAAUGUAAUCAACUAUGCUGCAUAGAAGUAGAACACAUUUGUCCCUUGGUGUGCUCUAAAACUUUAAGUUGCGGUAGACAUAAAUGCGAACAAAGUUGUCAUAAAGGACGAUGUCAACCUUGUUGGCGUAGUAGUUUUGAUGAAUUAUACUGUGAAUGCGGUGCUGCUGUGAUAUAUCCUCCGGUUCCCUGUGGUACGAGGCGACCUGCUUGCGACAAACCUUGUUCGCGUCAACAUUCUUGUGGACAUGAAGUAUUGCACAAUUGUCACAGCGAACCAACGUGUCCUCCUUGCACUGUACUUACGCAGAGAUGGUGUCACGGCAAACACGAACUACGAAAAGCUGUGGCGUGUUACGUUAAUGAAAUCUCAUGUGGUUUGCCAUGUAACAAACCUAUUUCGUGUGGUCGGCAUAAAUGCAUUACACUUUGUCAUCCUGGACCGUGCGAAAAACCAGGACAACAGUGUUCUCAACCGUGCACUACUCCAAGAGAAAUGUGUGGGCAUAUUUGUGCUGCCCCUUGUCACGAGGGUAAAUGUCCGGAGACACCUUGCAAAGAAAUGGUGAAGGUAACAUGUCAGUGUGGACAUAGAACUAUGUCUCGUGUUUGCGCAGAAAAUUCUAAAGAAUACCAAAGGAUAGCAAGCAGUAUCUUAGCUAGUAAAAUGGCUGAUAUGCAACUGGGCCAUUCCGUUAACUUGGAAGAAGUUUUUGGUCAAGGAGCAAAGAAACAGAAUCAAUUGAAAACUCUCGAAUGUAAUGACGAAUGUAAAAUAAUAGAACGGAAUAGAAGAUUAGCAUUGGGUUUGCAAAUUGUCAAUCCGGAUUUGAGCGGAAAGUUAAUGCCUAGAUAUAGCGACUUUAUGAAACAGUGGGCGAAGAAGGAUCCACAUUUUUGUCAAAUGGUUCACGAAAAGUUAACGGAAUUAGUUCAGUUAGCAAAGAUUUCGAAGCAAAAAUCACGUAGCUAUUCCUUCGAUAGUAUGAAUAAAGAUAAACGUCAUUUUGUUCACGAGUCCUGUGAACAUUUUGGUUGCGAAAGUCAAGCGUACGAUCAGGAGCCUAAAAGAAAUGUUGUGGCUACCGCUGUAAAAGAUAAGUGCUGGUUGCCCAGUUAUAGUUUAUUAGAAAUUGUUCAACGAGAAAAUGGUCAGAGAAAAGUUCCAGGUCCAAUGCUGAAUACUUCGAAAUCCGAUGGACCCGUAAAAACAAUUUUAUCACUGCCUACAAAAAAGAACCAAAAAGCAGGAACACAGUCGAAAACAAAGAUACCAGAACCGGAAAUAGAUUACUUCGAUUAUCAAGAGCUAAAUUGCAAGCUCUAUAUACAGCAGCACCAAGACCAUGUAUAAUCACUUCGGAGUUACCACUGCUAAGAAGUUUUUCACAUUUCUUUAAUUGUGCCUAAUGGAAAGAAAAAGGAAAGAUUAAUGUAAAUGAAAAAA